Molecule: messenger RNA, 2142 nt
Organism: Emiliania huxleyi CCMP1516
Lineage: Eukaryota; Haptophyta; Isochrysidales; Noelaerhabdaceae
Exons: 4
Coding region: 1-2142 (713 amino acids)
Source: RefSeq, a predicted model, not a curated record
AUGUUGACCCCAGCCGGUACCAAGAACAGCACGACUGGCUAUCAGGCCGCCGAUGCCUUGUUCCGCAUGCUCGGGUCCACACCCGUCUUUUCUCCACCUUCAGACCAAGCCCUUGACACCUGGCUUCGCUCGACCUCACCCCCGGCGCAGCCGUUUGCCUUUGUCAUGCUGCACACAGAGCAUGAGGGUUCGCACGCGAUGGCGGAGCAGGUCAACCGCUUCAACUGUACCGCGGUUCUCACCCAGGAACAGCUCGACCCGCACCGCCAACCCGCAGACCAUUCCGAAGGCGGUGUCAACAGCACCUUGCUCGAGGCGCUUCAGGCCAUUUUCAGUGGCGGCGCUGACGCGGUGGCACAGACGCUUCAGCGGAUGGGGCGGUGCCGCACGGCCGAGUGCAUCGCCGAGUUUAAAGAUCUCAAUAGGGAAGGCGUGUCGAAGGGGGUGCUUCUAAGGGAUCGCACCAAAGGGGUGCUUCUCGUUCAGUUGCACAAGGAGCUUCAGGCCGCGGGCAAGCCAGGCUUGAAGCCGCUCUUCCUGGUACGCUCAGACCUGCUACGCUGGAGCCUCUCGCGGUACGACAGCAAAUGGAGCAGUACCAAGGCCCCGGAAGGCGCUGGCGUGAGUCAAUCUAGCCGCAUGAGCUUGCCCGUGGAGCGGAGAACGUACGACCUCGAGCUCCUGGCCAGGAUAGCAGAGAAAGGCAUCCAGAGCUGGAAGGAGCGUGUGAGCGUCGUGAGGUACUUGCGGCAGCACGGCCUCAGUCCGGAGGUGCUGCUCUACGAGGACUUCCUCGCCACCAGCCCCGACGCGUGGUCUGCUGCGAUACUCGAAAAAGUCAAUGCCGACCCAUGCGAGCCGCACGAGAAGCGUACUGCGCGCGUGCGACGGGUUCGCCAGGGCAACAUACGCGAUUUUGCGGCCAACACAGAAGCAGUCGAGGCCCUCUUCGCUAAAUAUCCCUCUUUAGCCUCGCUCUUCCACGAGGGCCUAACUACGAAUCGGGCGAAGCCAAACGCGAUCACCAUCACCUCAGCAACGUUGACGGCCGAGCGCAAGUCGCUCCUUGAGCGGCUUGGCUUCAAUGUUCUGCGCAUUCCGCCAGUCUAUACCGACAGGAAUUGCGUCCAGCAUCGUGUCCGCCUGAUUGAAGGCGCCGCUUUCCUCUCUCCGACGGGGGCUUACUUCAGGCUGCUAUCCAUCCCUAUGGGCGAGAGCCCUCAAGUCACCGGCAUCUUCGCCGCCCAUGUCCAGGCUCUGCGCGUCGCUUCGAGGUCUGCCGGCCCAUCGAUGAUCAUGGAGAGCGACUGGUCCAUCUCAGAAGAUGAGGCCGAGCAGGCGAAUUCGAGCUUUGCCAGCCGCGCCGCACAACUCGACGAGAUUGUGCAGAGCGUCCACGCUGAUGGCCCCUAUGACUUGGUCUCUGUCGGGUUUUGCCGCUAUGGACGGAAGGCGUCUGUCAUCAAUCUCGCGCACCCGCUGUGCCUCACAGCGUUCAUCGUCCACCCAAAGGUGGCAGGGUACCUUGCUGAGGUUUUGAGCGCGUGCACGUGGAAAAUUCCCAUCGACUGGUUUCCAGCGCUCCUGUGCAACCAGAAGAAGCUGCGCUGCCGCGUUCACUACGAGAGGACGCGAUCUGGCACAUUUGGGCAGGGCAUGUUCCAGCAGCAUCGUACCAAGUAUGGCGGGGUGCACGCCGGCGGGGGCUGGCCAAAGUCCGUCGCUGGCAGGGCCGGCAGAGUCGAGAAUUAUUUUGAGAUUUUCCCGUGCCUAGUAAAGAAGAAGAAAGAACGCAUGCAACAAAAGAAACAAACAAAGAUACCAGCUGACCGCAACACCAGCACGACUGGCUACAAGAACGCGACCAUCGACCGCCGCAGAAAGGAGUUCAAAGUGGAGCUGAUGCUGGCGGCAAGCGUGUCCACCUCGGCUCCUUCGUGCCUCGACACCGCCGAAGAGGCGGCCGUCGCCUACGCUCGCUCAGAGUACGGCCGCGCCGACGCCGCCAAGCUGCUGCAGCCUCGCACUACUCCCACUGCCGCUGGCGCUGAGGCGAUACGGCAGACGGAGAGGGAGGGCCUCACUCUGGUCACCAGCGGCAGCAACAACACCGGCUACAAGGGGCAGUCCGGCAGGCAGUGA